This is a messenger RNA of Nerophis ophidion (straightnose pipefish), 7886 nucleotides long. RefSeq names its product shroom family member 3 (gene shroom3). The record is from RefSeq and is a predicted model, not a curated record. Gene Ontology annotation, cellular component: cortical actin cytoskeleton; apical plasma membrane; apical junction complex. Gene Ontology annotation, biological process: actin filament organization. Gene Ontology annotation, molecular function: actin filament binding. Lineage: Eukaryota; Metazoa; Chordata; Actinopteri; Syngnathiformes; Syngnathidae.
GCGCUUCCUUUCCGGGCAUGGACGGUGGCCGGGUCGGGCUCCAGCCGGCGUCGGGCGGCGGCGGGUGGGUCGUGGUGGAGGCCCGGCUGCAGGGUGGAGCACCGUGGGGAUUCACCCUUCAGGGCGGCCUGGAGCACGGAGAACCGCUCAUCAUCUCCAAGGUUGAACACGGCGGUAAGGCGGACAGUUUGAAGCGCCCCCUGCAGGUGGGGGAUGAGAUUAUCAUGAUAAAUGACAUCGAGCUGACUGGAUAUCGACAUGAGGCAAUCGCUCUGGUCAAAGGAUCGUACAAGACUCUGCACAUCACCGUCCGCAGGGAUUGCAUGGAGGAAUGUGGGUCUUCACCUCCCUCACAUCCUACUUCAUACCCCGCUCCUUCGCCUCCUUCGCCGCCACUGCAUCCAAAACAACAAACACAAACGGACUACAGCAGCCCAAGCUCAACAGGGGGAGUCCAGCUGCGCAUCAGGAACAGACGUAACGAGGCUGCCUCUCGUCCUCACUCCUGGCAUUCAACCAAGCUCGAUGUAGGUCAGCGGGACUCGGACCAUGAAGCAGCAGACACUUUGAGUAGUGCCUGGCCCCACAACUACCACUCAAGUGCCUCCACCACAGACCUCGCAGGUGAUUUUGACUCUGACGGCAGCUGCCUGAGGAAGAGUCCGGACCAAUACAGCUCAAGAGGCAGCAUGGAGAGCCUGGAUCCUCCUCAGCCGGCACACCUCCAGCACCACCACACACUCGGCUAUCCCCCUCACAGCGGACCACACCCUGCCUACUCCUCCUGCCAACAACUCUCCUCUGCCAGGUCGUCCAACAGCAUCGAUCACCUCCACAGCAAGCGAGACUCCGCAUACUCCUCCUUCUCCACCAGCUCCAGUAUCCCAGAGUACCUUGCUUCCGCUCCGACCCUCAGUGCCGAGCGUUCCUAUUCUCUGGAGACCGUCCCUCAGAAAGGAGGAAGCGGAGAGAUGCAACACGCUGACAUUCAUUGUGUCCGGACGGUCUACAACGCCCAGCAGGAACUCGCUCAAGAGCAGAAACUGAGCUCCGCGUCGACGUCGUCGCUACGCAACAGUGACCCCAGAAUCGCAGGAAUGGAAAAGGGAGGUCAAAGCCGAGAUCUGCAAGGUGGUGGACUCUGUUACCGUGGCAGCACCAGUGGUCGGCUCAGCGGCGCACCAGCUGCGAACAGGCACAGCGUAGGUCCGGUUUGGCCGCCUGGGACCAGUCACAGCUCCUACGAGAACCUAAGAGGGGUACCUGCUCCGCCGAGACGCAGCGACAGCUACGUAGCUAUCAAGAACCACGAGAGACCCAACUCUUGGUCCAGUGUUGAGCAUUCCCGCUCAGCUAAUAGGUCCCUGCAGAAAAGUCCCUGGCAUCACUCCAGUGGCCCUGUGGCAGCGAAAGGCUCGUACAUGACAGAGGACAGAGAGCUGCAUACAGUCAUAGAAAAGAGCCCAGAAAGCAGCCCCACCACAAAGCCCAGGCAGGGCUUUCCCCCACCAGGUGCACCUUCUGGACCCCCCACAGGGCCUUUGAGCGCGGAUCCCCAGUUGGGACGCCUCGUUGUGCCCGCAGGAGUUUCCCUUAUACCCCAAGUGGAGUCACACUAUGCACAGAUACCCGGUUCAAGCCCCACGUCACCCACAUCUGGAGUUUACAGCGUUCUGGCCAAAGACAGCAACCGAAAGGAAGGUCUGCAUAAUGUCAGAGGACAGGAAGAAGAAGCCACAGAGAAUUGGAGGUAAGGAAUGCAAAAAUCAAACAAAAAUGGAGACCAAUUCCAUGCUAUGUCCUGUGCCCUUACACCCCCUUCUUCAACAGCUGCUGGAACACAUAUCAAAAUACACAACCAGCAGGAGGACAAUCAUUUUGGCACAACAGCCCCCUUAUGCAGCAGGAGGUCUGAGAGCCAACUGGGGUCUUCCUCCUCUCACAGUCCCCACCGCCUACAAGGUCACUCUAAUCAAGGACCCCUGAACCAAAUGUCGCAGCCACAAGAUUUCUUCAGCUCUCAAACUCAUUCGCCUCCUGUUCUUGGGGCCCAGACCUGCCAAGAGUGGAGGGACCCCUACACACCGGUGCAGUCCGAGGGUCUCACCUUCCAUAUUUUCCUCAAUCACAGAACAACAGACCAAUAUGAAGUUCAUCAGGAGCCAUUGACUAACACCAGAGUGGCCCAGGGACAAGUGGCGCCGUCCCCUUCACUACUCCAACCUCAGCAUCAGCACCCCUCCUCCUCCUCCCAGACACCUUCUCGUCACUACAGCGACUCUGCGGUUAUUCAUUACCAACACAGGGAUCAAAGCGAGCAGCAAAGAGACAAAGAGCACCCACUGACCCGUCUGGAGAACGCCCUCGUGGAGGUCCAACAAAGCACCGGCCCUGGCUGUGUCGUCUCCGCCGGUAGCCAUGACAACGGCACAUCGGGUGACGGCAUCCAGGGGCCCUCUCAUCUCUCGGUGCUGGAGAGGGUCAGCCGCUUUGAGCACCGCGAGCGUGCAGGAAAGCAACGCAGCUAUAGCAUCACUCAUGGCCACAAGACCUCUCAUUGGAUGACUGACAAAGCCCACAUUGCCCACUGUGGAGCAGAGGACCUCAGAAGCAUGCUCGAAAGAAGCAAUAAAGGCAGCAAGCCCCAUAGAACUAAGAGUUACGGAGGAAGCAGCGUCAGCUACAAGAAAGACAGGGCCACACCUGAUCCCACUGCAGCCUUAGAAAGGAGCCUAAGCACCCUUCAUCUGAACGAAAGCCGGGGAGAAAAUGACCACAAAAUCUCUUGGACACAAGAUACUCAGAACAUGCUGGGAUCUUAUCGGGACGCAUCCUUUCAAAGAUCUUACAGGGACUCAAUGAAAGAUGCGCAGUCCAAGGUCCUCCGUUCCACGUCGCUGAGACACAAUUUCUCCCCCAAUCGUCUCUCCGAGAAGAAAGGCCCUAAAACUAUGCCAAAGCCAGACAUAGUCAUCUCCCCAUCCCCUCACACUCCAAAGGAGCGCCACGUAGUCGGGCCGGAGACCAGAGGGCCGAGUCCCCCGGCCUUGCCCAGCGUGCCCCCGGUUGGACCUCCUGCUGCCGUGCUGCAAAUCUGCAGACGCAGACGUCUUACCGCCGAUCAGAAGAAACGUUCCAAGUCCGAGAACAACAUGAACGAGGUCGGGAUUUUCGAUUCGGAGACAUCUUCUUUCUUCAAGGUUGGAGGAGAGAUGAGCGUGGCGGACCGACGGAAGAUGUUUGAGCUCGGCUUUUCCAGCAACGCCAUAUCAAGGCCCGAUUUACGUCAGCUUCAGCAUGACGCACUGGCUCAGUACGUGCAGAGGAAGAGGAGUGCAAAGACAGAGGAAGCCAGACAGAGGGUUGGUCCAAGGCCUCUCAAUGCGUACCUGCAGUUGGACAACUCCUACCUUUCAGACACCAUCAGCCUCUCAUCCACGUCCAGUCUGCUCUCUCUCCAGGAUCCUAACCCCAGCCAAAGUAUUUUCUCAAGUGAGCGGCCUCACCUAUCUUCUUCCCCUUCAGCUGACGUGAGAAACCUUCCGCCUAACUUCCACCACCCAGGCAGGGCAGCCACCCCGAGGCCGCCAUUACACCCAUUCCCAAGCGGCGACUCUCCGCCUGAGCACCACACCUCCACCACGCACCUCCCUCAUAACUUCAUCUCGGGGGCGGACGCCGGCAGACACGGUCCGUUUGCAGGUGAAAACUCACCACGACAGAAAGCGGAGCCUCAGCAGGACUCAGGAGGGCCCAAGCAGCAGAGUUCAACAUUGCGGAGUUCGAGAAAAUCGGCCUCUGUCGAGGAUCUUUUGGAGCGAUCGGAAGAAAAACAUCCUCAUGCCUCUCGAUCCCGCUCAUCAACCACUGUGGAAAUGCUGAAGCAGGACAUACCGUCAGAGAACCUGAAGAUGUUUGAUGCCGCCAUCGCUGAACCUGUGCACGGCACCAAGACUGCGGACAGAGUUGCAGACUACAAGCUGCAAAAAGGACUUUCCUCUCCUCCUCCAUCACAGAACGGUGCUGCUGGAUCUUUUCCAGAUGCAACCUCCUCCCACACUCCUGCGUCGAUGCGGCACAGACGUCAGAAGUACACGGACCGUCAGCGAGCUCAUAGCACCCCUUCUCUAGCAGCCUCCGUGGGACUUCCUUGUCCACUCACCUGCCCGGACAGAGGCGGGGCUGAGUGGCCCGCUCACCAGGGUCUGAUCCAAGCCCACCUGGAUGCUGCUACCUUUCCAGACGUCCCUCAAAGCAGCAUACCUGGUGAAGCAAUUAUCGACAAACCUAGAGGACACAGUUUAAGUGACGGCACUACGAAGGACGCUCAAAGUGAAAUAGCUUUUAGUUUAGACAGAAGAGGAGAAUGUCUUCAAGAAGACGACAAACAGGUCUCAUCGUCGCUGCUCCAUUUCCCGUUCGACCCCACAACGGAGAGGAAGCAAAGUGAAAAUACGGAGUCUCCGUCCUCUCAGCUAUCCAUCCACUUGUCCGGCCAGCAACCAACAUUAUUCCUCUGCAACGAGGACUUAGACGAUGUCUUUCUCCAAAAUCCUGGCCCUCCGUCUCUGCCGCCUUCUAUCAGAGAGACUGACAUCAUGGAGGACUUCCCUCCUCCUACUCCUGACCCUAUCCUUCAGUUGAACAACAUCUCUUUGCAGACUGCCGAAAGCCUUCUUCCAUCUUUGAAAGUGCAGUCGUCAACCCUCACGUCCACCACUACGUCGAGUAUUUCUAGCCUGGACAUGGACAGUUUUGACCUCGAGUACGAGCCUCUGCUCAAGAGGGAAAAGACGCCAGAGGAGCAUCGCGUGGAAGCGUUGUCACGCCAACUGGUGUUACAGGAUCGAUCGCUGGCAUCAAUCUUUGAAAGAAAGGAGGGUAAAUCGACCGUAGAGCUUGUGGAAGUCGUCUUUCAAAACAGCAGACCGGGCGCGAACAUGUUAUGGCAAGCCAGCAACAAUAAUGACAGGAUGGAGGAUGGUUUCACCACAGAAAUGGAUCAAAGUACAGGAAUAGAUGAAGAUGGGAAUGACCUCAACAGCAAUAAGGCGGAGUUGUGUGAGGCUCUCAGGUGCAGCGUGCUGACUCUGCGUCGAGACAAGGACGCUCUGUGUGAGGAGCAGCGGCGUCACCAGGCACUCGGUGCAAACCUUGACUCUCUGGUGCAAAAACUAUGCAAGGUCAAUGAGAGGGACAAGUACAGCAUGUUCAUCGGAGAUCUGGAGAAGAUCAUGAACCUGCUGCUGUCUCUGUGUAGCAGGCUGGCAAGGAUCGACAAGUCCCUGCUUGCUCUGGAGGAGCUCAAACAAGAGGACUGUACAGAGCAGAGGGACUCCCUCCACCACAAACGCUCCCUGCUCCUCCGUCAAACAGAGGACGCUUGGGAACUGAAGGAAAACCUAGACCGGCGGCAGCGCGUCGUUCACGCCAUCUUGUUAGGCUACCUCACUCAACCCCAACUCCAAGACUACCGACACUUUGUGAGCACCAAACCCUCCCUUCUGAUUCGCCAGAGGAACCUCGAUGACCUCAUAAGUCAACGGGAGGAGCAGCUGACCAAGCUGGCGGAGACCCUCCCGCGGGAGUUGGCGGCGACGUGGGAUCAGGGCCGGUCGGACGGAACUUCGCGUUUAUCCCUGAACCCCGCCCCCUUCCCACAGCUGACUUCUGACCCCUCCCACUCAGUCAGGCCCACCACAGUGACAUCGCUGUGACGUCACGUCUCAUUGGCGGUGAAGGACCGGAGAAGAAGCUGCUCGCUGAAUCUAUGCAUAUGUCACACAUAAAUCCCCUAACACUAAAAUGUGCCUCGUUUUAUUCACACCUGACUGAAUCUUUCACCACAACAUCAACAACCAGCUUUGACAAGGUCCUCCAGGCUGCAAGAGCAAGAGCACGGGUGAGUUCACGGUCAAAACACAACUAAAGCCGCUUAUGUCGACCAACUCAUCAAGUUCACCGUGUUCUUAUGUUACUCAGAAGUGCCCGCUUAAAGGCCUACUGAAAUGAGAUUUUCUUAUUUAAACGGGGAUAGGAGGUCCAUUCUAUGUGUCAUACUUGAUCAUUUCACGAUAUUGCCGUAUUUUUGCUGAAAGGAUUUAGCAGAGAACAUCGACGAUAAAGUUCGCAACAAUUGGUCGCUAAUAGAAAAGCCCUGCCUUUACCGGAAGUAUGUGCGCGUGACGUCACGAGUUGCAGGGCUCCACACAUAUUUACAUUGUUUAUGAAGGGAGCCACCAGCAGUAAGAGCAAUUCGGACCGAGAAAGCGACAAUUUCCCCAUUAAUUUGAGCGAGGAUGAAAGAUUUGUGAAUUAGGAUAUUGAUAGUGAAGGACUAGAAGUGUGAGCGUUUCAGAUGUAAUUAGACACAUUUACUUGGAUAAUUUUGGAAGAUCCCUUAUCUGCUUAUUGUUUUAAUAGUGUUUUAGUGAGAUUUUAAAGAUUGUAAAGGCAUACCUCGAGGUCGGAUGGCUGCGGUGAACACGCAGUGUCUCAGAGAGGAGCCGAGGAGCAAAGCUCACAGCUGCCUUUUUUGGCAGCUGCAGCAGGACGACGAAUAAUCCACUGAUGUCUCCGGUAAGAUAUAUAUCACAAUUUCCCCAUCUAAAAACAUGCUGGUUGACGUAGAGAAAACAUGUUCGCUUGACCGCUCGGCUUCACAACAAACAAAGAAACACCGGCUGUGUCUCGGUGCUAAAGACAGCUGAAAUCCACCGCUUUCCACCAACAGCAUUGUUCUUUAUAGUCUCCACUAUUAAAUGAACAAAUUGCAAAAGAUUCAGCAACACAGAUGUUCAAAAGCAGACGACUUUUAGCCGCGAGUGGUGCAGCUGCUAAUAUUUCCUGACAGUCCGUGACGUCACACGUAGGCGUCAUCAUUCCGCGACGUUUUCAACAAGAAACUCGCGGGAAUUUUAAAAUUGCAAUUUAGCAAACUAAAAAGGCCGUACUGGCAUGUGUUCCAAUGUUAAUAUUUCAUCAUUGAUAUAUAAACUAUCAGACUGCGUGGUCGGUAGUAGUGGGUUUCAGUAGGCCUUUAAGUCGACAUACCAGUCGACUGCUUUUCUCAACGUGAAAUUUGCAGCACGAAAAGGGUAAUUUCCAUUUUUUACGUUGUUUAUGUUGUAGUAUUUUUCCUCGCAAGUGCCGUGCGUAAGGUCCGUGAUCUGUAGGGGGGGCCAGUUUUGCGCGAAUAAGCGUUUGGAAAAUGUUUUUUUUCGUACCACAAUCAUAUCCGUAGCCCCUUCCUGCUCCGUCACUAGAGGUGGGAAUCUUUGGUCACCUCAUGAUUACGAUUCAGGAGCUACGAUUCCAUUAAGGCAUCUUUAAUUUAUGUAUAUUGAUACAGUUUUACAUUUCUUUUUGUUUCACUGAAUAAGCGUUUUUUACUUGCAACUUUAAAAAAAAAUUAAUUUGGAAUACGAAACAGUUAAAUAAAGUCCCACCUUUAUUAAAUCCAUUAAAAUGUGUGCAAAACUGAACCAUACGUGCACGAUAGCAUAGGAUAGGGGUCGGGAACCUUUUUGGUUUAGAGAGCCAUAAAAAGCUAAAUAUUUUAAAAUCGAUUUCUGUGAGAGCCUUUGCGUGCUGGCCCGGUCACAUAUCUACGGAUUUUCAUGCACACACAAGUGAAUGCAAGUCAUACUUGGUCAACAGCCAUACAGGUCACACUGAGGGUGGUCGUAUACACAACUUUAACACUGUUACAAAUAUGCGUCACACUGUGAACCCACACCAAACAAAAAUGACAAACACAUUUCGGGAGAACAUCCACACCGUAACACAAUUCCAAGUUGCUGUUUUUAAGCAUGUUAAAAAAAAUAUUGCACUUUGUGAUUUCAAUAAUAAAUAUGGCAGUGCCAUGCUGGCAUUUUUUUCCAUUA